AUGGUGCCCCCCAUGCUGUUCCUUAUAGAUAACGGUGCGGAUGACUGGCGCAUCGCCAUGACAUUGGAGCGGGUGCUGCUGAUCGCGCUGGAGCUGCUGGUCUCAGCUGUCCAUCCGGUGCCCGGCGACUUCAAGUUCGUGUGGCGUGCUCGACUCGCCUUCACCUACAUCCCCUCGCAGGCGGAGGCUGACCUGGACAUGGUGCUGUCUGUGCCCAUGUUCCUCCGACUCUACCUCAUCGCCCGCGUCAUGCUCCUCCACAGCAAGCUGUUUACCGACGCCUCAUCCCGGAGCAUAGGGGCCCUCAAUAAGGUGCACUUUAACACACGCUUCGUGAUGAAGACCCUGAUGACGAUCUGCCCCGGCACGGUGCUGCUAGUCUUCAGCAUCUCCCUGUGGAUAAUCGCCGCCUGGACCGUACGAGUUUGCGAGAGGUACCAUGAUGCCCAGGAUGUGACUAGUAACUUCCUGGGAGCCAUGUGGCUCAUCUCCAUCACUUUUCUGUCCAUCGGCUAUGGGGACAUGGUGCCUCACACCUACUGUGGAAAGGGAGUGUGUCUUCUGACAGGCAUUAUGGGGGCAGGAUGCACAGCGCUGGUUGUUGCCGUGGUAGCAAGAAAGCUGGAGCUGACCAAGGCCGAGAAGCAUGUACACAACUUCAUGAUGGACACGCAGCUCACCAAACGGAUAAAGAACGCAGCUGCCAACGUUCUCCGGGAAACCUGGCUGAUCUACAAACACACCAAGCUGAUGAAGAAGAUCGACCACUCGCGUGUGCGCAAGCAUCAGAGGCAGUUCCUGCAAGCCAUCCACCAGCUUCGAAGUGUAAAAAUGGAGCAAAGAAAGUUGAGUGACCAGGCCAACACACUAGUGGACCUGUCAAAGAUGCAGAGCGUCAUGUAUGAGCUGAUGUCCGAGCUUAACGACCGCAGCGAGGAUCUGGAGCGACAGAUGUUGAGCCUGGAGCAGCGAGUGGAGCAGCUCACGGCCGGUUUCAGAGCCCUGCCGGCUCACCUCUCUGCCACGCUGAACGCCCAACACGCCGUGCUCAUCCGCCUGCUGCAGGACCGCGACGCCAAGACCCCGAGCCCAACCGUGCUCGUCCCUGCCCUGAUCACUCCCACGCCCAACCAGACCAAGGAGAGAGAAGAGAGCCCCAAAACCAGCACGUCCAGCUGCUAA
This is a messenger RNA of Trichomycterus rosablanca, 1182 nucleotides long. It is a transcript of the gene kcnn3, whose product is annotated as potassium intermediate/small conductance calcium-activated channel, subfamily N, member 3. The record is from RefSeq and is a predicted model, not a curated record. Gene Ontology annotation, cellular component: plasma membrane; neuron projection; neuronal cell body. Bases 1 to 1182 code for a protein of 393 amino acids. The transcript has 8 exons. Gene Ontology annotation, molecular function: small conductance calcium-activated potassium channel activity; calmodulin binding. Gene Ontology annotation, biological process: potassium ion transmembrane transport. Lineage: Eukaryota; Metazoa; Chordata; Actinopteri; Siluriformes; Trichomycteridae.